AUGGAUACAACUCUUAUUCCAUAUCAAUUUGCAGUUCAACGGCCCAUCUAUGAGCAAAUAUUCGGCCUGCAUAUGAACUCACCACUCUCACCUUUGUUGGCCGUCUACAUGGACAAGUUGGAGGAAAAGAUCAAAAAGUCACCUGAGCAUCGAACAGUAGUGAUGCGAUAUUUGGAUGACUAUUUCGCACUCUGGUCUGAUGGAAAAGAAAUAUGA
Messenger RNA from Protopolystoma xenopodis, 216 nucleotides. The record is from the annotation of a GenBank genome assembly. NCBI's taxonomy places the organism in Eukaryota, Metazoa, Platyhelminthes, Monogenea, Polystomatidea, Polystomatidae.